Molecule: messenger RNA, 2290 nt
Organism: Mytilinidion resinicola
Lineage: Eukaryota; Fungi; Ascomycota; Dothideomycetes; Mytilinidiales; Mytilinidiaceae
Product: Sec1-like protein
Exons: 7
Coding region: 1-2064 (687 amino acids)
Biological process (GO): intracellular protein transport; endoplasmic reticulum to Golgi vesicle-mediated transport
Cellular component (GO): Golgi membrane; cytosol
Molecular function (GO): syntaxin binding
Source: RefSeq, a predicted model, not a curated record
AUGGCCGCUCACCACCAGACACUUCGCGAUAAACAAGUGGCUUCGAUUGAAACCAUCCUCAACCUCAACCAAAAGUCUCCCCAAAACUCGGAGCAUCAUGACUCCACGCCAGGGUUUCUACAGCCCAACUCCCCCAUACUGUCCGAGACGGGCGAGCCAAUAUGGAAGGUGUUGGUCUUUGACAACAUGGGCAAAGAUGUCAUAUCCAGCGUGCUGCGAGUGAGCGACCUUCGAGCUUGGGGAGUCACGAUCCAUCUAUCCAUCAACACCACAAGACACUCAAUACCCGAUGUGCCUGUCAUAUACCUUGUCGAACCCACAUCUGCCAACCUCCAAAUAAUAACGUCUGACCUCGCCCGCAACCUCUACUCUCCCGCCUACGUAAACUUCCUCUCUUCGAUUCCAAGACCUCUGCUCGAAGACUUCGCUUCUCAAACCGCUGCCUCUGGAACAUCAGAACACCUGGCGCAAAUAUACGACCAAUACCUCAACUUUGUCGUUUCCGAGCCCGAUCUGUUCUCGCUGUCCAUCGACGACGCGUACUCCAUCUUGAACAGCAUAAAAACCACAGACGAGGAGCUGGAUAUCACGAUCGAUCGGAUAGUCAACGGUCUCUUCAGCGUAGUCGUAACCCAUGGCACAAUCCCCAUCAUUCGGUGUCCCAAAGGAGGUGCUGCGGAGAUGAUUGCGGCCAAGCUAGACAGGAAGCUCAGGGAUCACGUUUUGAAUUCGAAACAAAAUCUCUUCUCUGGAGGCGACCAGAAGGCGACGUCUACUACGCGGCCAGUCCUCAUCAUUGUCGAUCGAAAUGUGGACCUCGUUGCCAUGCUGGGUCACUCGUGGACGUAUCAAUCUUUAGUGUACGACGUGCUGAAAAUGCAUCUAAACCGUAUCACAAUGGAAGUGCCCGUCGACGAAAGCAACCCGGCGAAAGGCACGCAAAAGAAGGCAUACGAUCUCAACUCGAACGACUACUUCUGGAGCCGGAAUGCUGGUGUCCCAUUCCCGCAAGUUGCCGAGGACAUCGACAUGGAGCUUACUAAAUACAAAGAGGAUGCCAAUGAUAUAACCAGGAAGACUGGCGCCUCAUCUCUGGAAGACUUGCAACAAGACUCCAGUACUAGCGCGGCGCAUUUGAAGGCUGCCGUCUCCCUAUUGCCAGAGUUGCGCGAGCGUAAAUCUACCCUCGACAUGCAUAUGUCUAUCCUGGGACAGUUGCUGAAAGGCAUCAAGGAUCGGCAAUUAGAUAAUUUUUUCCAGUUAGAGGAGAACAUUACCAAGCAAACGAAGGCACAAAUAAUGGAGCUAAUAAAAGACCCUGAAAAGGGUAAUGAGCCGCGCGACAAGCUGCGUCUAUUCAUCAUCUGGUAUCUGAGCACCGAACAAGAUGUCCCCAGGGCCGACGUGGACGGCUUCGACCAAGCGCUACAAGCUGCCGGUGCAGACACAACCUCAUUGAAAUACAUCAAGACUGUUCGGCAACUAACACGAAUGACGAUGAUUUCGUCAGCACCGACUCAGUCCGCGCAGUCGAAUUCAAACGAGCUAUUCCGUGGAUUUAGCAGUCUGUCCAGCCGCGUCACGGACCGCUUCAAGGAUGCAGGUCUCGGUGCCAACUUGGAAGGAUUGGUUUCUGGGAUCAAGAAUUUCCUCCCCGCAAAUAAAGACCUCACCCUAACGAAAAUCACGGAAUCCCUGAUGGACCCGCAGAAUGCCUCGUCGUCAGCGAUAUCGAAGACCGAAAAUUACCUCUACUUUGACCCUAGGUCUGCGAAUGCACGCGGCACUAUGCCUCCAGCUAGCCAGACGAGGAACCAGACUGGAAGCGCCGCGCGUGGAAUUGAAGCAAGCUUUGGACAGAGACGCCAGGGUUUCUCGGAAGCGAUUGUCUUCACAGUCGGAGGUGGCUCGAUGGAUGAGUAUGGGAACCUGCUGGAGUGGGCGAAGCGUACAAGUGCACCAACGGCCGUCCGGAGGCGGGUGGUGUACGGGUCGACUGAGUUGAUGAGCGCCCAGGAUUUCGUCACGAAUGAACUGACGAGGUUGGGCGCUGAAAGCUCAUAGAAGGAGACGGACGACGUUGAAAGAAAGUAGAUAUGAUAUGCAGUGUAGAAUAUUGACACUGAGUAAUGAGGAUCAAAUCCUGAGCUUCGGUUUUGCUCAUCGAGACCGCGGAGUUACCACAUGACAUUACAUCCAAAGUGAACUUAGACUUCACUGCUUGGCAGAGGCAGAACGAGACAGUAACCAGCAAUCAUGAGGUCCUGCAUAGCUUCAACUUCAAUGUCUU